Sphaeroforma arctica JP610 is the source of this 1520-nucleotide messenger RNA. RefSeq lists its product as hypothetical. Bases 27 to 1520 code for a protein of 497 amino acids. The transcript is spliced from 6 exons. Lineage: Eukaryota; Ichthyosporea; Ichthyophonida. The record is from RefSeq and is a predicted model, not a curated record.
GAGGACAGUUUGGGUCACAUGUGGCGAUGGUGUUCCGUCGGCUACUGCGCAUGUGCGCGCACUAUGGAGCAGACCCACAGUGGAUUAUGUGCACCGCAACGAUAGCCAACCCGCGCGAACACUCCCUACGGUUGAUACCACUUGAUGUACCUGACGAACCUGAGCAUAAGCAAGCUGAUACUGAUACGCACCCAGAAAGUACGCUGAGAGCAGAAGAUAGUGCUGAAAUGGGCGUAGACCAACCGGAAACAGUACAAAGGGGGACAGAUAUGGAUUGCACGGAACUCUCAGAGGAUGGAACAAGUAUACAGCCGCCAGACAACCCGCGGCAGACAUCAAGCACACCACAGACACGCCCAACCACAAGCACAGACAGAUACAUAGAUACACCACACGUGACGCACACCGACACGGACGGACAAAUAUCGGUCGAUACGCAAGUGCAGGCACCGGAAAGAAAUGAACGAAUAUCAACAAACACACAAACCCAAGCACCAGAGACUCUCAAACAAGUGCCAACAAGUACACACACACAAGCACCGGAUAGGCCAUCUGUGGAUAUGAGGAGGCGGUUGGUUGUGGUGGGCGAAGACGGGUCGCCCAACGGGCGCAAAGACUAUGUGCUGUGGAAUCCAGCCGCAUUUUCAAGCGUCUACACCGAAGCCGGUGUGCUGCUGUGUGAGAUGGCCAAGACUGGCCUCAGGACGAUUGGAUUCUGCAAGGUUCGAUCAGUCUGUGAGUUGGUGUGCAAGGUCACUCAGAGCAUGAUGAGAGAGGGGACGAGUGUUACUACGUUGGGGGGAAAUCGGCACAAAACCAAAGGCAGCGAUUGCUCGGGCCUACCUGCGCCGCGCCCGGAUUUGGUGCCAUAUAUCACCACGUAUAGGGGCGGAUACACCGCCAUGGAUCGGCGCAAGAUCGAACGCGACUUAUUUGGCGGUCGAUUGUUGUCAGUCAUCGCCACCAAUGCACUUGAGCUGGGAAUCGAUGUAGGGAGUUUAGAUAGCGUGCUACAGCUGGGCUAUCCCGGUAGCAUAGCAUCGCUUUGGCAGCAGGCGGGGCGUGCAGGACGAUCAGGCAAACAGUCCAUCGCCGUUCUCAUUGGCUAUAAUUCUCCAUUGGACCAGCACUUUAUGAAAAACCCCAAGGCAUUGUUCUCGAAGGCGUCAGAGGCUGUGGUGUUUGAUCCCUUUAACAACCGUGUGCUGUGGUGGCACCUGCUGUGUGCUGCCACGGAGCUACCACUCUGCGCCGGCACGAAGAAUUACGACGCGAGGCUGUUUGGGGACAAAUACGGCACAUUAAUCCAAGACAUGGUGCGUGGAAUGGCCGUGGAUGGGUCCUACAACGCGGCACAUGGGGCUGUAAUCAGAGCCGCGAACAAUAACUACCACACUACCUCCCACGCUAUUGACUUUCCGCACGGAAAGACGAGUCUACGGAAUAUCUACACCGAGAGUAUGCGCGAGAGCGCGAUUAGUUCUGGAUACUUGAGUGUGCGUGUUGUGCGUGCGGUGUAG